Messenger RNA from Cinclus cinclus, 1720 nucleotides. RefSeq names its product transcription factor AP-2 beta (gene TFAP2B). NCBI's taxonomy places the organism in Eukaryota, Metazoa, Chordata, Aves, Passeriformes, Cinclidae. The record is from RefSeq and is a predicted model, not a curated record. The coding region runs from base 1 to 1410 and encodes 469 amino acids. Gene Ontology annotation, molecular function: DNA-binding transcription factor activity, RNA polymerase II-specific; RNA polymerase II transcription regulatory region sequence-specific DNA binding. Gene Ontology annotation, biological process: regulation of cell population proliferation; regulation of transcription by RNA polymerase II; anatomical structure development. Gene Ontology annotation, cellular component: nucleus. The transcript is spliced from 8 exons.
AUGCACUCACCUCCUAGAGAACAGCCUGCCAUCAUGCUCUGGAAACUGGUUGAAAAUGUCAAGUAUGAAGAUAUCUAUGAGAUGUUAGUCCACACCUAUUCCGCCAUGGACCGGCAUGAUGGAGUGCCCAGCCACAGUUCCAGGCUGUCCCAGCUGGGAUCCGUCUCGCAGGGACCCUACUCCAGCGCUCCUCCGCUCUCUCACACCCCAUCCUCGGAUUUCCAGCCGCCUUAUUUCCCACCCCCCUACCAGCCUCUUCCUUACCACCAAAGCCAGGACCCUUACUCCCAUGUCAAUGACCCCUACUCCCUAAACCCCUUGCAUCAGCCCCAGCAGCACCCCUGGGGACAGAGGCAGAGGCAAGAGGUGGGAUCAGAAACCGGGUCACUGCUGCCACAGCCUCGGGCCGCCCUGCCCCAGCUCUCGGGACUGGACCCCAGGCGGGACUACCACUCAGUACGGAGGCCAGAUGUCCUCCUGCACUCAGCUCACCAUGGCCUUGACUCCGGCAUGGGGGACAGCCUUUCUCUGCAUGGCAUCGGACACCCAGGGAUGGAGGAGGUCCAGUCAGUUGAAGAUGCCAAUAACAGCGGUAUGAACUUAUUGGACCAGUCUGUCAUUAAAAAAGUUCCGGUUCCUCCAAAAUCUGUUACUUCUUUGAUGAUGAAUAAAGAUGGCUUCCUGGGUGGAAUUUCAGUCAAUACCGGAGAGGUGUUUUGCUCUGUACCUGGCCGCUUGUCUUUGCUUAGCUCAACUUCAAAGUAUAAAGUAACUGUGGGAGAAGUUCAAAGACGCCUUUCCCCUCCAGAGUGUCUGAACGCAUCCCUCCUAGGAGGAGUACUUAGAAGAGCCAAAUCGAAAAACGGGGGGAGAUCUUUGCGAGAAAGGCUAGAAAAAAUCGGUUUGAAUUUACCAGCCGGCAGGCGUAAGGCCGCAAAUGUCACUUUACUCACCUCCCUGGUGGAAGGUGAGGCCGUUCAUUUAGCUCGGGAUUUUGGGUACAUCUGUGAAACGGAGUUCCCAGCCAAAGCUGUUUCUGAGUACCUGAACAGACAGCACACGGACCCCAGCGACCUCCACUCCAGGAAAAACAUGCUGCUUGCUACAAAGCAACUUUGUAAAGAAUUUACAGAUCUCUUGGCCCAGGACAGGACGCCCAUUGGAAACAGCCGGCCUACCCCAAUUUUGGAACCGGGCAUUCAGAGCUGCUUGACUCACUUCAGCCUCAUCACUCACGGCUUUGGGGCCCCCGCUAUCUGCGCUGCCCUUACAGCCCUCCAAAACUACCUGACUGAAGCUCUCAAAGGCAUGGACAAGAUGUUCUUGAACAACAACACUGCUAACAGGCACACAUCUGGCGAAGGACCAGGUAGUAAAACUGGAGACAAGGAAGAGAAACACAGAAAAUGAGAGAGAGAGAGAGAGAGAGAGAGAGAGAGAGGAAAAAACAUUAGAAUGAAAGAAAGGAAAAAAAAAAGUUAAAUAAAUAAAAGGAGAAGAGAGAGAGAUAACCUUUUAAAACAAAAUCGUCUUAAUUUUAGCUUUAAAAAUACUGGAUUGGGCUUUGGAAGAAUUCUAUUAAGUAGGACAAAAUAAUAAUAAUAAUAAAUUAAAAAAUAAUAAAAGAAAGACAAUAAUUUAAGAUUAGAGGAGCACAAUGGCGCAAGACCAGUGGUUCAGAGUCUCUUGCCAGGAACAUGUGAAGACAACCACCAGGAUU